Messenger RNA from Seminavis robusta, 822 nucleotides. The record is from the annotation of a GenBank genome assembly. Lineage: Eukaryota; Bacillariophyta; Bacillariophyceae; Naviculales; Naviculaceae.
AUGGUGAUAUCGUCGUCUCUUGUCAAUGUGUUCUUGUUCAAGCCACCACCAUCAAGGCCCUAUGACUUUCCUACCAUUGAAUUGACGACCGCACGAGGCCAGAAGAUCGCAGCAACGUAUGUUCGAAGACGAGGCGCCAACGUCACUCUUCUCUUCUCUCACGGCAAUGCGGAAGACUUGAACAGCAGUUACUGGUACAUGGAGCGCAUUGCAAAGACGUGUGAUGUCAACGUCAUGUGCUAUGAUUAUACUGGAUACGGGAGUUGCAAUGAGAGCGAUCCAAGUGAAGAGGAUUGCUAUGCAGACAUUGAUGCUGCCUAUGAGUGGCUACUCAGCGAAAAGAAUCUUGUCCCGGAGCAAAUUGUGCUCUACGGAAGAUCCUUAGGAAGUGGACCUUCCGUUUACUUGGCCAACAGGACAUCGAGGCAAGGAAGACCUGUGGCUGGCCUGAUUCUACACUCUCCCUUUACUUCAGUCUAUCGAGUUGUCUUUGACAUGGGAUUCACCAUGUUGGGAGACAAGUUCUCCAAUAUUGAUCGCAUAUCAGAGUUGGAUUGCAAAGUCUUUAUUGUCCACGGACAAGAGGACACAAUUGUGCCAUGCGAGCACGGACAAGCACUCUUUUCUCUUGUCCCCGACAAAAUGAAGGCAGAACCCUUCUUUGUCAAGGGAAUGGGGCACAAUGGAUUUGAUUUUCAUCUUGAAGUCAUGUUGAUGAAUAGAAUCAAUGCCUUUCUGGACUACCACAUACUUGCACGGAGGCUUUGGAUGAAGGGUAUGAAUACACGCAAAGGUUCCAAGCGAAGACGAUCGCUCGGUUGA